Messenger RNA from Coregonus clupeaformis (lake whitefish), 5075 nucleotides. RefSeq names its product GPI inositol-deacylase-like. Gene Ontology annotation, cellular component: endoplasmic reticulum. Gene Ontology annotation, biological process: endoplasmic reticulum to Golgi vesicle-mediated transport; GPI anchor metabolic process. Lineage: Eukaryota; Metazoa; Chordata; Actinopteri; Salmoniformes; Salmonidae. Gene Ontology annotation, molecular function: phosphatidylinositol deacylase activity. The record is from RefSeq and is a predicted model, not a curated record. The coding region runs from base 86 to 2929 and encodes 947 amino acids. The transcript has 26 exons.
UUUGGCAGAGAGAGUAUUUGCAAAAGGAAAAAUUUAAACAUGGGCACCGUACAGCUGUAAAUAGACAAGUCUAACGACAGUAGACAUGAGAGGCGCCACUGCGGCCUUUUACGGGUGUGCUCUGGGUCUUCUGGCAAUGGGCCUGCGAGAAUUGUUGUUGGGAUUCGAAGAGAAUAGGUGUAACAUGACCUAUAUGUUCGAGCAUCCCCAGUACCGGCGUGUGGCCCUGCCCCGACGCGUGGCCCGCCUGUACCCAGCGUAUGGACUCUACCUGUACGGAGAGGGCCAGUACGCUCAGGACACCCGCAGACUCAAACUGACUGGCGCCCCUGUUCUCUUCCUACCUGGAAAUGCAGGCAGCUACAAACAAGCCCGCUCCUUGGGUUCGGUGGCCCUGCGGAAAGCUGAGGCCCUGGAGGGUGGGGUCCACCUCAAUGUGUUUACCAUCGACUUCAACGAGGAGCUGGUGGCCCUGUAUGGAGGCAGCCUGCACCGGCAGACCCAAUUCUUGCACGAGAGCAUCAAGGCCAUCCUGCGCCUCUACAAGGACCAUGAAGCCCCCCCUCGUAGUGUGGUGUUGGUGGGUCACUCCAUGGGGGGAGUGGUGGCCCGAGCCCUCUUCACCCUGCCCCGCUUCAGCCCUCGCCUGGUCAGCCUCAUCAUCACCCAGGCCUCCCCUCAUCAGGCCCCCAUUCUGUCCCUCGACACACACCUACUGGAGUUCUACGCUGCUGUGAGACAGUGCUGGGUGGAUCGGGCAGAGGACCUGCGCAACGUGACACUUCUCUCCGUGGGGGGUGGUUACCGUGACUACCAGGUGCGCUCCGGCCUCACGGCCCUGCCCUGCCCCCAGGACGACCCCAGCAAGCUGUCUCUGGUGGCUACAGCUAUUCCUAGGACCUGGGUGUCCACGGACCACCUGUCCAUUGUUUGGUGCAAAGAGCUGGUUCUGGCCACUGUGCGGGCUUUCUUUGACCUCAUUGAACCUGAAAUAGGACAGUUUUCAGAUGAUCCAGAGAGGAGAAUGGCUGUCCUGAACCAUCACUUUAUCAGACACCCUGUGCGUCUGCUGGGUGAGCAGCUAAAGAUGCCCAUCUCCCUCUCAGGAUCUCCUGAAGCGUGGAGUGAGGUGAACACACUCCGUCUGGCAUACAGUGCCCCCAAAGAUGGACAAGCCAAGUAUUUCCUGUUUGCCCUCUCCAGUCGCAGGAAAGCCUACAGCCACUUCUACUGUCGCAGCAACAACAUGGAAAUGACUAGCUGGGUUUAUGGUUGCACACAGAUGAAGGGAUCCAUGUGUGUGCAGGCAGUGGAUCUGUCUUUGGGAACAGAGCUUCUCCCAGCUUACAAGGUUCUGACUCUGAGGCUCAGAGUGCUGUCCUCUGUCUCUCACCUCGUUGUGGCUGCCUCUAACCUCAACGGUAGACAGUUCACAGUGGAGUGUGAGUGGCAGAGACAGGAGUCUCAGACCAUCUCUGUGCAAGUACCACACGUUCUGUCCUUUGGCAUGACUGUUAGUGAUGUCACUCUCAACUCCACCGGACUUCUGCACACCAUUGAACUGCAGCAUUUUCACCAGGUCUAUCAGGCGUUCAGAAUCUCAGUCGUAAGCCACUGCAAAGUAACCAAAGCAGACAGACUGCCCAAUGUCUACAGAAUGAAGGUGCCAUGGUUUAGGGAGGACUCAGUUACCACGUCCAGUGUUCCCUCGGUAACAGAGAUAUCGGGCAUGCUCCAUACAAGUCGUCCUGACAACACCUCUGGUGUCCUGCUGCAGCUCCACACUGCCCCCAACUGCCAGUAUAAGGUAUCUGUGAGAACAUCAUUUCCCAGAGUGCUGGGACAGGUUCUGAGGUUCUGUGGGCCCGUGUUGCCUGUGUACACGGCUGUAGCGCUCCUACUGGCCUGUGGGGGGCAGAUGUCCUCUGUGGUGAGGACGGGGCACCCCCUACAGAUGAGCCAGGCCGUGGCCAGAGCCCUGCAGCCCCACAAGGUGGACCUACCCGUCUACCUGCUGCAUCUGCUGCUCAGGUGUAACUGGUUCCGGGAUAGUUGGUCCACUCAUCUCCCACCCUUAGACGCUCUCCCUGCCACCUCCCCAGAUGGUACGACACAGGAGGGGGUGCCCCCAAAUGAAGACUGGCCACGCCUCCUGUCCCCCCUGCUGUAUGUUUUGGGAGCGGCUGUGGCUUUCUGGGGCAGCGCGCUGCUCCGACUCUCUCUACAGCUGCUCUCGUUGUUAUUAGCCCCCCUGCACAGGCCCUCUGUGUCUCUGGACUGCGGCACCCUGCGUAGACGGACUCAGCUCCUCCUCAUCCUGUGUCUGAGCGUGUUGGGUGGGGCUUCCUGUGGAGCCCUGUCAAUCACAGCCACCUUCCUGCUCCAUCUCUACCGAGUUCUGAGGCUACAGAUGACAGAGAGGUCUCUGAGUCAUAUGCUGAACCUGGCGCCUGAGAAACAGAGAGACCAAGACAACAGAACUUGCAACAAAGAGAAAAGCACUGGGGACAGUGAGGCCCUGAACAGCAAACCUAAAGAAUGUAACGGCGCCCCCCUGCUGUCGGACUCAGUACUGCAGGAUGUGAGAGAUGAUCUGCAGCUGCACCUCAGCCUGUCUGCUCUCCUCACUCUUCCAGUCAUGCUCUGUGCGCCAUCACUGAUCCACUGGACCCGCAACCUCAGAUAUUCUGCUGCUCGAUUGGAUCCUGACCCUUGCUGGCCACACACCGUGCCUCUCCUCAUGGCCUCUGUGCUGCUCAUCAACUGUAACACACUCACUCUCAGCUACAGUACAACCCUGCCUAGCACAUCCCGCCUGCUGCUGCCUCUCUCUGUUGCCAUGGUGACCUUCUCCCCACUCCAUCUAUACCGAGUAACCUACUUCCUGUCUGCAGCCCUGGUUCCACUGGCUGUUUCCUUUCUCUUCUGAGCUCUGCUGGUACCUGCGCUGGGCCUAUCACUCAGCAGACUCACAGAACCGGGUCAGGCCCCCAAACUGGUCGAAGCUAGUCUGGCCUGGGGUUGAGCUCCCCUUUCAGGUCCUGGAGGUCCUAUGCAGCAGAGCCAUAGAAAUACAUAGUUUGUGAAACUGUCCACCAUGAUGGCUCCAAGCAUUCCAUUACAAUAACAUUUGCAUUCCAUUCUUAGGAGAAUAUAAUUGUCAUGGAGCUUUUAGUGCAAACAUGGCUCCCAUUGGAAUUCCCAGUCUUAAACCAUGUUUGCCUUACUCUGUAUAUGUAUGGCUCUGCCUUCAAGGAGCAUGACGCAAUCACUCGAAAGACACUCCUGAUACUAGUGGUUCUCAACAGGGUAUUGCUCUCAUUGUUUUACAUAUUGGUGAUUUGUAUUUCCUACAACUGUAAUUUAAUAUAUUUUAGUAUAAUUGUGGUAAUGUGAGUAUGAUGGGAUGUGUCUCAGUUUAUUGGAUGUCUGUUUAUUAGACAUGGACAAAUGUUUGCCCAUCCCCAUUGACCCUAAACAUUCUGGCCUGUCUUGUUGUUAACUUUGAUCAAACCCACUAUCAUGAACUUAGCACAGUUGAAUGCAUUCAGUUGUACAACAGACUAGGUAUCCCCCUUUCCUUUCCUUUACUCUGUCACUAGUAAGACAUAAAAUAUGCAUAAGUAAGCAGUCUUGAGCUGUCAAGUUUUGCAAUAAGGGUUGCAAAACUACAUGUAAUUUACUAUUUAACAUUUUUCAUGUUAAAUUUUUUUUCUUCUAUCUUUUACAUAUUAUGAAAAUUACCUAAAAUCCUUAAGUGUCCAAUAAUCUGUUUAGUUUUCUUGUUCAAUUUUGCAACCCUAGUUGCAAUGACGUCAUGCAGCUGUACGCAAGAUGACUGUGGCUAACUCGCUUGCUUGGCUAGCUAUUGUAACUGCACAGGACAUGUUCCGUCAUGCUAAUGACAGUGUAAAGGUUUACAAGGGAGAAUUAGCGUAAACUAACCGUCAUUGCUUAGUCUGUGUAUGAAUUGUUUUCUCUUCUUUUGUUGCGGUAAUCUCUCUCAUAACACACCCACAACUGUUUCUACCUUCUGUUGCAAUCAUCCAGUUCAAAACGCAGGUGAUUAGUUAUUGAAAGUGGAGCUCUUAACUACAUAAACAGUUCUUAGCCAAGUAUGGUCAUUAUUAUGUAGUAUGUGGCCAUGGCUAUGAAUGUUAUUGGGUAGUCUCAAUCUAAAGUGAAAGGGUCCUCACUACCUACCAUAUCAUGAGGAAGGGAUGACACUGCACACUUAACUUAAUUCAGUUGUGCAAUGUUGUAGGAAGGUUAUACAGAGUUAGAUGCUAUUCCACAUCAUAGCACUAGGGGAUAACGUGACGUUGUAUCUACGUCGUAACAUAACUAUCUGAGCAGUUUUGCUACUGUAUGCAUCUCUUUGGACGGAGUCAAGGUCGACAUCAUCCAUACUAGAGUAUUUUAGAUCUGAUAUUACCUUGCAAACGAAUGUGACUUUGGCGUUCUAUUGCAAGCUACUGUGUGUUACUCUUACUGACUAACAAAAUGUCCUCCCAUUUUGAAGAGCUAGCUUGAAAAGGAGGGCUAUUUGGCUAGAAAAUAUUUGAUUAAUGUCGUUAAGUGGCCAUGGCCACUAUUAUUCACUGGAAGAGUCUUUACUUACUUGGAAAACAUCAGCACUUGGUAUUUCCUCUACUGUUCCCUAAUGUGUGUGUGUGUGUGUGUGUGUGUGUGUGUGUGUGUGUGUGUGUGUACACUUUUGAUGCUCACCAGCACCCCUCAUCACCAGCUGUGUUGGCAACCCUUGGUCAAAGCAGCUAGUGCCUUUCAGCCGAUAUGACCGUUCCCCUCCACGCAUUCACUCCUAUCUGCCUGUCAAUCAAGACACUUUGAGUAUAGGGCAUAAGAUUGUCACAUAGACCAGCAUCUCUGACAUGUGACUCGUCUCAGCCUCGGUGGUCAUCUGAGUGCAACAGCACAACCGUAGUGAGCAUAACCUUUGCUUGUAGCUGUCUUAACACUUUCAUUAGCAAGACAGACAGAUGUCAUAAACAAAGGUUACGGUGCCUUCAGAAAGUAUUCAUAACCCUUGACUUAUUCCACAUUUUGUUGUUAAA